Molecule: messenger RNA, 2769 nt
Organism: Paramecium pentaurelia
Lineage: Eukaryota; Ciliophora; Oligohymenophorea; Peniculida; Parameciidae
Source: the annotation of a GenBank genome assembly
AAUGAACUUCUUUAGAUCCCAAACAAUGGGCUAUUACAAAUUGAUUAUUCCAAGAGAGAGUGCUUGGAAUGUCAUGAAUGAAUUGGCAGAGUUAGAUUGCAUUCAUUUUGUUGAUUAUGAUCCAACAUUGCCUAUGAUCAAUAGGCCAUUUGCUAAUUAUAUUAAGAGAUGUGAUGACUUGCUAAUUAAAUUAUAAUUAAUUGAGCAUGAAAUGAAGAAAUACUAUAAGAAAAUUACUUACUGCAAGGAUGUCAAUUUUUUAAUCAAAAACUUCAAGUAAAUAAUCAAGGAAAGGUAUUAAAUCCUUUGAAUUCUUAAGGUCUAAAGCUAGUCACACCUAUUUGGAUGAGAUUGAAAAUGAUAUAGACAAAAAACAUUAGCAACUUAUUGAAUAAAGUACUAAUAUGGAAAAUCUUCAUGAACGCAGAAAUAAACUGAUAGAACACAAAUCAGUCUUAUUAAAAGGAGAAGCAUUAUUAGGAUAAUCAUUUUUCUAACCGUAUAAUAUUGAUAUAUUAUAGUGCCAAUUAUGUAGCUGAAGGAUAUGUUAAUUUGUAAGGAAAAGAAUUAGAUGACAUCAAAGUAUUACAAGGAUCUGUUAAAUUUAAUUAUUUAGUUGGUGUUAUCAAUAAAGAAGAUUAAAUUAGAUUCAAGAGAAUCAUUUUUCGUAUUACUAAAGGUAAUGCUUGGAUGAAUACUAUGGAUAUUGAAAGUGAUUAAAUCGUUGACACUAAAAAUGUAAAAUUAAAUAUAAUUAAAAAAAGGAUGACGCAAAAAUUAUUAAAAGCGUUUUCGUUGUUGUCUAUCCAGGUGGAGGAGGUUCUAAUGUUAUCACAAACAAACUUAAUAAAAUUUGUGAAUCUUUUUAAGUUGCUAAAUACACAUUCCCUGAAAAUAAUAUGGUUUUCUAAGAAAAAUUAAGAUCUAUUGAAACAGAAUUAGUUGAAACUAGAAAUGUAUAUAUUCUUAAAUUAUAUUUUUAUAGUUAUUAGAAAUGACAAAGAAUUAAGUUGAAGCUUAUCUUGAUGAUUUCUAAAGAGUUUACUAAAAUUCUAAUUGUUCAUAAAUAGAAGAAUUAAAAUUAUUUUUGGUUAAAGAGAAAUAUCUUUAUACUCAAUUGAAUUAUUUGAGAGUUCAAGGAAGUGUUCUUUAUGGAUCAAUUUGGUUACCCUAAGGAGCAGAUAUAAAAGUAGAUUCAGCAUUAAGAGAAGUUCAAACUAUUUAUGAGGGUUUGCCAACUGGAUAAUUAUAAAUAUCACCACCUGAAGGUACAAAGCCACCUCCAACAUUUUUUGAGACUAAUGAAAUUACUUGGGGUUUCUAAGAAAUAGUUAAUACUUAUGGUAUGCCAAGAUAUAAAGAAAUUAAUCCAGGAUUAUUUACAGUCAUGACUUUUCCAUUUUUAUUUGGUGUUAUGUUUGCUGAUAUUGGACAUGGGUAUAUUUUAAUAUCAUAUUUAUUUAGAUUUUGUUUAUUAUUAUUAGGAAUAUAUUUAUGUGUAUAUAAUAGAGAAAUCAAAGAGUCAGAUUCUUUAAUGAAACAUGCUCUAAUAGUUAGACAUAUGGUAUUAAUGAUGGGUUUUUGGGCAUUUUAUAAUGGAUGGAUAUAUAAUGAUUUCAUGUCUGUUCCAAUAAAUUUAUUUGGAUCUUGUUAUAAAACAUAACCAGCUGAACAUCCUACUUAUCCAGAUGAAUUAGAAUGGGCUUUAAAAGAUGAAAGUUGUGUAUAUCCUUUUGGUAUUGAUCCAGUCUGGAUGUGUGUACCUAAUGAAUUAACAUUUAUGAAUUCAUAUAAGAUGAAAUUAGCUGUUAUUAUUGGUGUCAUUCAUAUGACAUUUGGUAUUAUUUUGAAAGGAAUUAAUGCAAUAUAUUUCAAAAAUUGGAUAGAUUUUAUUUUUGAAUUCAUUCCUUAACUAAUAUUCUUUACUUGCACUUUUGGUUGGAUGGACUUUUUAAUUAUUUAUAAAUGGUUUGUAAAUUGGACUGGAAAAACAGAUGAAGCCCCAAGUGUCAUUACUUUAAUGAUUAAUAUGAUUCUUGCACCUGGCAAAUAGGUUGAUCCACCUUUAUGGGGAGAUGGUACAUCAGAAGCAUCAACUUAAACUGCUAUGUUAUUGAUUGCACUAUUUUGCAUUCCUAUUAUUCUUCUUCCAAAACCACUUAUACUUAAUUCUCAAAAUAAAAAACGUUAUGCUUAAAGUGCAAGCAAUCUGACAGAGAAUUUGAAUAAAGAUCUUUAUUAAAAAAUUAAUGAAGUAAUAUUUUUUUAUAAUAUUUUUUUUAAGGAUACUGAAGGCACUCAAGAGAAUUCAGAAAAUCAUGCUGCAUCCUCUGGUGGUGAACAUCACGAAGAAUUUGGUGAUAUAUUUGUACAUCAAGUAAUUGAAACUAUUGAAUUUGUAUUGGGAUCUAUUUCAAAUACAGCCUCUUAUUUGAGAUUGUGGGCACUAUCUUUGGCUCAUGGUUAAUUGGCAGAAGUAUUCUUCUAAAUGUGUUUGAAUGGAGGAAUUAGUAGUGGAGGUUUUGUUGGUGCAAUAAGAGUAUUUUUAUUACAUUUAUUUAUCUAUAGCUUUUGAUUGGUUAUUCCAUUUUCUCUAUGGCUACUUUUGGAGUUUUAAUGAUGAUGGAUGUGAUGGAAUGUUUUCUUCAUGCCUUACGUCUACAUUGGGUUGAAUUUCAGAACAAAUUCUUCAAAGCCGAUGGAUAUGCAUUUGAAAAAUGCUCAUAUGCUAAAGUAAUGUAAGACAAUGCAGUUCCAAAGGAAGAAUGA